CUUGCUUUCUCUUAAUUCUCUCGCUUAAUCAGUUAUCAAAGAAAAAGAAAAAUGAAGAGCUCUAUGCAGUUUAUCUCUACACUCUUCUUCCUAGUCCUACUUGUUAUCGGAUCAGGUGUGAUGAAGAUGGUUGAAGGACAACCCUUACUGUGCGAAGCCCGAAGCAUCAACUUUAGGGGAUUUUGCGAGAGAUGGAGGACUUGCAAGCGAGUGUGUAUCAGCGAAGGUUUCCCUGAUGGUCGAUGCAAAGGAUUCUUAUUCUUUAAAAACAGAUGUAUGUGCAGGAAGCCUUGUGCUCUUUAAUUCUACCUAAACCAAAUUCAAUUUUAAUCCAUCACUAGCUAUACAUGUACUCAAAACUAGCUCUAUUUUACAAUAUAUGGCUACUAAGCUUUGUUAGAUAAA
This is a messenger RNA of Camelina sativa (false flax), 405 nucleotides long. RefSeq names its product putative defensin-like protein 9. Gene Ontology annotation, biological process: defense response. NCBI's taxonomy places the organism in Eukaryota, Viridiplantae, Streptophyta, Magnoliopsida, Brassicales, Brassicaceae. The record is from RefSeq and is a predicted model, not a curated record.